Syngnathus typhle (broad-nosed pipefish) is the source of this 2542-nucleotide messenger RNA. It is a transcript of the gene p2rx7, whose product is annotated as purinergic receptor P2X, ligand-gated ion channel, 7. NCBI's taxonomy places the organism in Eukaryota, Metazoa, Chordata, Actinopteri, Syngnathiformes, Syngnathidae. The coding region runs from base 645 to 2369 and encodes 574 amino acids. Gene Ontology annotation, cellular component: plasma membrane; nuclear inner membrane. Gene Ontology annotation, biological process: response to ATP; monoatomic cation transmembrane transport. The transcript is spliced from 12 exons. Gene Ontology annotation, molecular function: purinergic nucleotide receptor activity; extracellularly ATP-gated monoatomic cation channel activity. The record is from RefSeq and is a predicted model, not a curated record.
CAUGUUUAUUGAAAGCUCAUUAUAAACAUUUCAUAUAUUAUAUUCAUAUAUAUAUUAUAUUAAUCGAUUAUAUUGAUUUUUUUUGUGCAGACAAAAUAUUUUUUAUUUGUAGUACAGCAGAUACAAUUGGACGAGAAGGACGGUUGUAAUUAUAUCUAACGACCUCUAGAUGUCACUGUUUCUCCACUUGAUUACUUCACCGUCUCCCUUUUCUGAGUUUGUAUGCAUGUUGACAUGAUAGCAAACCUGUAAAUGUUUGAAAGCUAUAAAAACAGGAUAAAAUCAAAUGUUAAGGGCUUGUACAAAAGCAAACAUUUUCAAGUCUAUCGAUAAAACGAGGCCACGUGACAGCUGCACUUUAUGUUUUGAGUUUUUGACUGGUUGGCGUCACGUGGGAACAAAACUUUCACUUAGAUUUUUUUUCAACAUGUGCAUUUAGCAUAUCUUUAUGAUUUCAUAAAGUAGAUAAUUAUGUUGGGGUCUUGUACAAAAAAAAAACAAGAAUUUUUUUUUCACAGCUGCAGUUUGUCAAUCAAACGUGACCACGUGACCUGGCUCAUGCCACAACACUGCAGAGCGGAAGAAAUCAGGCGUUCGCCUAAAAAUUCUAGUUCUGGUCUAAGAACGUUGGUAUCAACGGCAAAAUGGUCACGCUGUGCAGCUACGAGACUACCAAGCUGGUCCGCAUCCACAGCGUCCCGCUGGGCACGCUCAAGUGGAUCCUGAACGCAUCGGUGCUGCUUUUCAUAUGCCUGUUGAUGUUGUGGAACAGGAAGUACCAACAAUUUGAUCAGGUGGUCAGCUCUGUGACCGCAAAGGUGAAGGGCGUGUCGCACAUGAAGUUGCCCAGUGAGGGGGCCGUCAUCUGGGACGAGGCGGACUUUAGCGGCUCCUUGCAGGACAAGAACUCUUUCUUUGUGGUCACCAACAUGAUUGUGACCAAGCACCAGAAGCAAGGAAGAUGCGCUGAGUCACCUUCUAGUGGCCGGCGGUGCCAACAUCACAAUGACUGCAAGCAAGGGGCCUGGGACCAGCACAGCCAUGGGAUACAGACAGGCUCGUGCAUCAAGUUCGACGCAUUGGACAGAACGUGUGAGGUAGCGGCUUGGUGCCCUGUCGAAGUCAAAAGCAAGCCGCCAAGGCCUGCUCUGCUAGCGUCUGCUGAGAAGUUCACAGUGCUUAUCAAAAAUAAUAUACGGUUUCCUGCCUUCAACUUCAUCAGGAGGAACAUCUUACCUGAGAUGAACGCAUCCUACCUGCGUGGAUGUCAGCGGGCGAACGACUCUUUGUGUCCAAUUUUCACCCUGGGAGACAUCGUCAACCGGGCCGGGGAAAACUUUUCAACCUUGGCGGUGGAGGGGGGCGUGAUAGGCAUCCAGAUUAAAUGGGACUGCAAUUUGGACCAUCUGACCAGACACUGCCUGCCUGCCUACUCCUUCCGACGUCUGGACCAGAAGGAAAGCAACAAGACCCUCUACCCUGGCUUUAGCUUCAGGUACCAUUUCAAGAGUCGAAUAUUCCUCAACGUGAUUAUUCACGUUUGUCAAAUGAAUGUCAGGUUUGCAAGGUACAAGCCGGUGAAUGGCGUGGAAGAGAGGACUCUUUACAAAGCUUACGGCAUCCGCUUUGACAUCAUGGUUUUUGGACAGGCGGGAAAGUUCAGCAUCAUUCAGCUUAUCCUCUACAUUGGCUCAACCUUGUCCUACUACGCUAUGACGACAGUUUUGAUGGACUGGGUGAUCAGAAGCAGCUGCUGCGUGGCCGAGGCGGGACGGAAUUACUCCGAGAGGAAAGUGGAGUCCAUCCCGGACAAAAAGGAGUGCAUCCUGUGCGUGUCGUACGUGGACGAGGACGACAUCCGUUUGGUGAAAAUGUCUCAUAAGAAACGCUUACAGGACGUCAAGACCGUUCGUGUUCAGGCACGACGGGAGGACGUUGGGCACAUGACCGCCACAGUUUGCCUCCUAACUGACCCUCAGUCCUCCCCUCUUCCGUUCCCCAAACACUGCGCCCGUCCUCCAAGUUGGUGUAUGUGCGGCGGUUGCAGCGCCUCGCCCUUCCCACAGGAGGAGCUGUGCUGCCGGCACAGCAGCCAGGGCGCCUGCGUGGCCGCGUCUGCGCUUUUUGACAAGCUCUUACUCCAGCGCACCUUGCUGGAGGCGCUGCUCCUCUAUCGAGAACCCCUCGCUCAGACGCCACCCAGUGCCGCCGCGCUACGCCGCUGCGCUUACCGCCAAUACGUGGCGUGGAGGUUGGGGGUCCCGCCGGUUGACACACAACCUGCCAUUCCACGCUGCUGUGUGAUAAGGAUCAGGGAGGCCUUCCCUAGUCCGGAUGGACAAUACGGUGGAUUCACCUUGGCUAACUAAGUGGAAAUGUAGACCGAGGAGGGCUUUGUCCAAUAUACCAGCUCAACAGCACAUUUUGUAUGGAUCAUGUCGUAUAUGUUUGAAACUUGAGACAAACGUUAACAUUUUGAUGAAAUUCGCUGAGAUAACAAUACAAGCAUCAUUUCAAUAAAAAGAAAAUAUUUUCUAACUCA